CGCAUAGCGAGCGAGCGAGCGAGCCAAUAGCUGAUCCUGCAACAACAGGCACAGCGAGAUGCAGCGCAGAACAGCGGGAGGGGUCAGUAGGGAUACAGGCGCGAGAUCACCGCCAAUCUUGCAGCACCCGAGACCGACCUUACCUGCAUCAGCCUACGCCAUACAGAAUCCAGCAUCACCGCCUCUCUCGGUCACAUCCUCUCCGCCAAAGAGCAGCAGGCCUAGUCAUGAGAUUGCGGGGAAUGCAAGCACUGGCUUUGGCUCCGCUAGCCAUGCAGGACAAGAAUAUAUGAGAUUCAGCUCACCGCCUGUGUCGACACCUGUCUCGCUCAAUCCUGCUGCUGCGGCCGUCGACCCAUAUGCUACAUAUGCAGCAGCUGCGAACCAGCAUGCCGGUCCCUCCUCCUUUGGCUCGGCGGGUCAGCAAUCGCAACAGCAAUCUCAGCAAUGGCGUCCGCCAAAUGGCGCUCAGUCGGCUCAACAGACCGGAGGGCCACAGCAGCAAUGGAACAACAUGAUGGGUGUCAAUGAUGUGACUGCUCAGAUGGGCAUGCAAUUUGGUAAAUCUGCCGUCAUGGCAGGUCAGGACUAUAUGGAGCGAAAUGUGACUCGCUACAUUCCUGUUGCGCAUCUGCACCACUCGUUCAACGUGUCCAAUCUGUACGUUCUGCACAAGAUCCGACUUGUGCUCUUCCCUUGGCGUCAUAAACCCUGGUCGAGGCUUGUGAAAAGAUCGGAGGCAUCUGGUCAGGCUGAAGGCUAUCGGCCACCCCGGGAAGACGUGAACUCGCCGGAUCUAUACGUACCAGUAAUGGCGCUCGUGACAUACAUUCUGCUCUCUGGCGUCGUAGCUGGCAGCGAGAGCCGAUUUCAUCCUGAGCUACUGGGCGUGACUGCAUCGAAAUCAUUGGGCAUCGUGUUCCUAGAGUUCUUGGUCAUCAAGCUAGGUUGCUACCUGCUCAACAUCGGCGGAGAGGGGACGGUUGUCGACUUGCUGGCAUACAGUGGCUACAAAUUCGUCGGCAUCAUCAUCACGCUACUGGCAGGCCUUGUCAAGCUAAGAGGCUGGAUGUAUUGGUCCAUCUUCAUCUACGUCUUCAGCGCCAAUGCCUUCUUCCUCCUACGCUCACUACGCUAUGUCGUCUUGCCCGAUCCUUCGCUAGCAGCAACGUUUGGUGGCGCGACGACGACGAGUACAGUGGGGCAUGCACAACGAAGCAGGAGGAUACAAUUCCUCUUUGGCAUCGCAGUCUCACAAAUCGCGACAAUGUGGCUACUCGUUCGAGUUUGAUUGCAAGCUAUUCGUUCGAAUCUGCA
This is a messenger RNA of Mixia osmundae IAM 14324, 1317 nucleotides long. RefSeq lists its product as uncharacterized. The record is from RefSeq and is a predicted model, not a curated record. Lineage: Eukaryota; Fungi; Basidiomycota; Mixiomycetes; Mixiales; Mixiaceae. The coding region runs from base 59 to 1291 and encodes 410 amino acids. Gene Ontology annotation, cellular component: endoplasmic reticulum membrane; endoplasmic reticulum-Golgi intermediate compartment; Golgi membrane. Gene Ontology annotation, biological process: endoplasmic reticulum to Golgi vesicle-mediated transport. The transcript has 7 exons.